Messenger RNA from Sycon ciliatum, 4696 nucleotides. Its product is annotated as mucin-2-like. The record is from RefSeq and is a predicted model, not a curated record. The transcript has 36 exons. The coding region runs from base 44 to 4153 and encodes 1369 amino acids. NCBI's taxonomy places the organism in Eukaryota, Metazoa, Porifera, Calcarea, Leucosolenida, Sycettidae.
CCUACCAGCAAAACAAGUAACAGCCCAAAGAAGAGGUCAAGGAAUGCCUGCAGCAAGCAGUGCAAGUGCAUCUCACUUUUCAGAUCCCCCGGGUAUAACCACUAUAACUCCACCAGUGCCAGCCCAAGAAAAAAGUCAAACAUCUCAAAGUACAGGGCAGUUCCAACCAAUUUCUCCAAAGACCACUACAGAUGGAUCUUAUAUUUCUGAUGCGGAUGUGUCAGGCAUAACCUUACCAGCAAAACCAGUAACAGCCCAAAGAAAAGUGCAAGGCAUGCCUGCAGUGACCAAUCCAAGUGCAUCUAACAUUUCAGAUCACCCGGGUAUAACCAUACCACCUCCACCAGUGCCAGCGCAAGGAAAAAGUCAAACAUCUCAAAGUCCAGGGCAGUUCCAACCAAUUUCUCCAAAGACCACUACAGAUGGAUCUUAUAUUUCUGAUGCGGCUGUUUCAGGCAUAACCUUACCAGCAAAACCAGUAACAGCCCAAAGAAAAGUGCAAGGCAUCCCUGCAGUGACCAAUCCAAGUGCAUCUAACAUUUCAGAUCUCCCGGCUAUAACCAUACCACCUCCACCAGUGCCAGCGCGAGGAAAAAGUCAAACAUCUCAAAGUACAGGGCAGUUCCAACCAAUGUCUCCAAAGACCACUACAGAUGGAUCUUAUAUUUCUGAUGCGGAUGUGUCAGGCAUAACCGUACCAGCAAAACCAGUAACAGCCCAAAGAAAAGUGCAAGGAAUGCCUGCAGUGACCAAUCCAAGUGCAUCUAACAUUUCAGAUCUCCCUGGUAUAACCAUACCACCUCCACCAGUGCCAGCGCAAGGAAAAAGUCAAACAUCUCAAAGUCCAGGGCAGUUCCAACCAAUUUCUCCAAAGACAACUACAGAUGGAUCUUAUAUUUCUGAUGCGGAUGUGUCAGGCAUAACCGUACCAGCAAAACCAGUAACAGCCCAAAGAAAAGUGCAAGGAAUGCCUGCAGUGACCAAUCUAAGUGCAUCUAACAUUUCAGAUCUCCCGGGUAUAACCAUACCACCUCCACCAGUGCCAGCACAAGGAAAAAGUCAAACAUCUCAAAGUCCAGGGCAGUUCCAACCAAUUUCUCCAAAGACAACUACAGACGGAUCUUAUAUUUCUGAUGCGGAUGUGUCAGGCAUAACCGUACCAGCAAAACCAGUAACAGCCCAAAGAACAGUGCAAGGAAUACCUGCAGUGACCAAUCCAAGUGCAUCUAACAUUUCAGAUCUCCCGGGUAUAACCAUACCACCUCCACCAGUGCCAGCGCAAGGAAAAAGUCAAACAUCUCCAAGUCCAGGGCAGUUCCAACCAAUUUCUCCAAAGACCACUACAGAUGGAUCUUAUAUUUCUGAUGCGGCUGUUUCAGGCAUAACCUUACCAGCAAAACCAGUAACAGCCCAAAGAAAAGUGCAAGGCAUGCCUGCAGUGACCAAUCCAAGUGCAUCUAACAUUUCAGAUCUCCCGGGUAUAACCAUACCACCUCCACCAGUGCCAGUGCGAGGAAAAAGUCAAACAUCUCAAAGUACAGGGCAGUUCCAACCAAUGUCUCCAAAGACCACUACAGAUGGAUCUUAUAUUUCUGAUGCGGAUGUGUCAGGCAAAACCUUACCAGCAAAACCAGUAACAGCCCAAAGAAAAGUGCAAGGAAUGCCUGCAGUGACCAAUCCAAGUGCAUCUAACAUUUCAGAUCUCCCUGGUAUAACCAUACCACCUCCACCAGUGCCAGCGCAAGGAAAAAGUCAAACAUCUCAAAGUCCAGGGCAGUUCCAACCAAUUUCUCCAAAGACAACCUCAGAUAGAUCUUAUAUUUCUGAUCUCCCGGGUAUAACCAUACCACCUCCACCAGUGCCAGUGCAAGGAAAAAGUCAAACAUCUCAAAGUACAGGGCAGUUCCAACCAAUUUCUCCAAAGACAACUACAGAUGGAUCUUAUAUUUCCGAUGCGGAUGUGUCAGGCAUAACCUUACCAGCAAAACCAGUAACAGCCCAAAGAAAUGUGCAAGGAAUGCCUGCAGUGACCAAUCCAAGUGCAUCUAACAUUUCAGAUCUCCCGGGUAUAACCAUAUCACCUCCACCAGUGCCAGAGCAAGGAAAAAGUCAAACAUCUCCAAGUCCAGGGCAGUUCCAACCAAUUUCUUCAAAGACCACUACAGAUGGAUCUUAUAUUUCGGAUGCGGAUGUGUCAGGCAUAACCUUACCAGCAAAACCAGUAACAGCCCGAAGAAAAGUGCAAGGAAUGCCUGCAGUGACCAAUCCAAGUGCAUCUAACAUUUCAGAUCUCCCGGGUAUAACCAUACCACCUCCACCAGUGCCAGCGCAAGGAAAAAGUCAAACAUCUCAAAGUACAGGGCAGUUCCAACCAAUUUCUCCAAAGACAACUACAGAUGGAUCUUAUAUUUCUGAUGCGGAUGUGUCAGGCAUAACCUUACCAGCAAAACCAGUAACAGCCCAAAGAAAAGUGCAAGGAAUGCCUGCAGUGACCAAUCCAAGUGCAUCUAACAUUUCAGAUCUCCCGGGUAUAACCAUACCACCUCCACCAGUGCCAGCGCAAGGAAAAAGUCAAACAUCUCAAAGUACAGGGCAGUUCCAACCAAUUUCUCCAAAGACAACUACAGAUGGAUCUUAUAUUUCCGAUGCGGAUGUGUCAGGCAUAACCUUACCAGCAAAACCAGUAACAGCCCAAAGAAAAGUGCAAGGAAUGCCUGCAGUGACCAAUCCAAGUGCAUCUAACAUUUCAGAUCUCCCGGGUAUAACCAUACCACCUCCACCAGUGCCAGCGCAAGGAAAAAGUCAAACAUCUCAAAGUACAGGGCAGUUCCAACCAAUUUCUCCGAAGACAACUACAGAUGGAUCUUAUAUUUCCGAUGCGGAUGUGUCAGGCAUAACCUUACCAGCAAAACCAGUAACAGCCCAAAGAAAAGUGCAAGAAAUGCCUGCAGUGACCAAUCCAAGUGCAUCUAACAUUUCAGAUCUCCCGGGCAUAACCAUACCACCUCCACCAGUGCCAGCGCAAGGAAAAAGUCAAAUAUCUCAAAGUACAGGGCAGUUCCAACCAAUUUCUCCAAAGACCACUACAGAUGGAUCUUAUAUUUCUGAUGCGGAUGUGUCAGGCAUAACCUUACCAGCAAAACCAGUAACAGCCCGAAGAAAAGUGCAAGGAAUGCCUGCAGUGACCAAUCCAAGUGCAUCUAACAUUUCAGAUCUCCCGGGUAUAAUCACGCUAACUCCACCAGGGCCAGCGCAAGGAAAAAGUGAAUCAUCUCAAAGUCCAGGGCAGUUCCAACCAAUUUCUCCAAAGACCACUACAGAUGGAUCUUAUAUUUCUGAUGCGGAUGUGUCAGGCACAACCUUACCAGCAAACCCAGUAACAGUCCAAAGAAAAGUUCAAGGAAUGCCUGCAGUGACCAAUCCAAGUGCAUCUCACAUUUCAGAUCUGCCUGGUAUAACCACUCCAAGACCACCAGUGCCAGCGCAUGGAAAAAGUCAAACAUCUCAAAGUCCAGGGCAGUUGCAACAAAUUUCACCAGUGACCAAUACAGAUGGAUCUUAUAUUUCUGAUGCGGAUGUGUCAGGCACAACCUUACCAGCAAACCCAGUAACAGUCCAAAGAAAAGUUCAAGGAAUGCCUGCAGUGACCAAUCCAAGUGCAUCUCACAUUUCAGAUUCAAAGGUGGCAGGCAAAACCACACCAGCGCAACAAGUUCCAAUCCAAAAAAAAAGUCAACCAUCGCAAAAUCCAGGACAGUUCCCAAGAAUUCCGGCGGUAGCCAAUGCACAAGGAUCAAAAAUUCCUGGUCUGUCAGGUAUGACCACCCCAACACCACCAGUGCCAGACCUAAGAAAAAGCCAAAUAUAUCAAAGUCCGGGACAGUCGCAACAAACUUCACCAGCAACCGAUGAAGAUGGAUCUGCAUCUGCAUCUGUUACGCUGGAAACUAAUGAGCCGACUUCAAGUUUGAACUCACAGAAUCAUUCUCUUGAAGUGCUGCCUCCAAGGAAAAAAGCUAUCACACCAGGUGCUUUUCAUCAGAAUACUCCUGGCUCCAAGGCAUGCAAACAUGCCAGCUCAAGUGUUGCUCUUGUCAUCGCGAUGGCAUCUGUAGUAGUUUGGUACACUAAUGCUCUUUCGGCAUGGUGCUAGUCAGAUAUACACAUACCACUGUUGAUCCACUACGUAUUGUGCUAUCCAGUAAUUUUCUUUCUAUAUUCUUCAUUAUUUUUGUUACGAUACAGUAUCUGAUGCUCCGCAUGCAGCAUGAUCCUUGCCCUAUAUGUACGGACAAGGAGCCUUCACAGAGCACCAGUAUUGCACGUAGCAGCCCAUGCAUGCUUUGAAUUCAAAUCUGCAUAAUAGUAUCUACUCUCUAGUGCGCUGUUGCCUCUGUGUGACUUGUAGCAAGUGCUGAAACUGCUGACUACACCUCUCUUCCUCUAUCCUCAUUCCUGCCUAGCUAGGUCUGCAGAAACACAAGCCUUUUGACGAGCUACUUUGUCAAUAUCGUUUUCGAAGACAUCGACGUUUACUUUGAAGCUCUUGUACAUCAAGAGCCACUAUCCUGCAUCGUGAAAAAUCUGUACUUGAAAACUCAACAAUGUUCUUUCUUCAAUUUCCAUUUUCUUUUUCUUGUUUCUUUUCUUCUUCGCAAUUCUAUUCUUCAAGGCAGUUUGAAAGAUGUGUCCUACU